Molecule: messenger RNA, 4063 nt
Organism: Oryzias latipes (Japanese medaka)
Lineage: Eukaryota; Metazoa; Chordata; Actinopteri; Beloniformes; Adrianichthyidae
Gene: pamr1b
Product: peptidase domain containing associated with muscle regeneration 1b
Biological process (GO): proteolysis
Molecular function (GO): serine-type endopeptidase activity
Source: RefSeq, a predicted model, not a curated record
UUUUUUUUUUAUCAAGGCUGGGCUGUAACCUGAAGCCAAAGAGCAGAGAAAAAGGGGAGAAGCUGAGGGAGAAGACAGUGAGAGAGAAAGAGAAAUGAAGAGAGGGGGAGGGAAGAAACGAAGAGCAGAGAGAAGGUGAUGUCAGCUGAGUUCAGAAAGUAAAUAGAGGUCUAGACUGCAGCAUGCUGCCUGCAGGACGGGGACUGCAUCUGGGGCAAACCCACGGCAGCAGCCGCACCAAUCCAUGGACCAACGCUUUUAUCUCCGGGGAAGAGGGCUGGCUCCUCUCCAUCUCCCUCUUUUUUUUCAUCUUCUUGCCCUUAGUAACGGCCUGGCCUUACGACUAUAGGUAUCACUGUCCUGGUCCAGAGUGGAGCGUGAUGUGUAGAGGCUGCUGUGAAUACAAUGUCAUCCGCUGUAAGUGCCCUCUUCAGGGAACACAGGUGGGCUACGCUGUCCCCUGCUGCCGCAACGCCAUCAACGAGUGUGACCCAUGCAUCAUCCACCCAGGUUGCAGCAUCUUUGAGAACUGCCGGCGGUGUAACAACGGAACGUGGGGUCCCCGUGACGACUUCUUCAUCAAUGGCCAAUACUGUGCUGAGUGUCGCCCCGGCUGGUCUGGUGGAGACUGCAUGAAAUGUGGGGGGGUGAUCCGAAAAAGGCAGGGCCACUUGGUACUGGAGAGCUACCCCAACAAUGCCAGGUGUGAAUGGACCAUACAGGUGGACAGGCCAUUCACUGUUGAGCUCAGGUUUAUGAUGCUGAGUCUGGAGUUUCACCCAUCUUGUCGUUAUGACUACGUGGAGGUUCGAGAUGGAGACAGCAUUAACUCUCGGAUUAUCGGGAGAUUCUGCGGGAACAACAAACCCGCCGCAGUUCACAGCACAGGCAACAGUUUGCACGUUCUCUUUGUAUCCGACGGCUACAAGAACUUUGAUGGAUUCUUUGCUACUUUCCAGGAGAGCUCAGCUUGCAGCUCCUCCCCUUGUCUGCAUGAUGGGACUUGCAUCUUAGACUCGUCCUACACUUACCACUGCGCCUGUCUGGCUGGCUACACGGGCAAGAGGUGUGAAAGCGUGAUAGGUUGCCGUAGGCCUCCGGUGCCCACACAUGGAUCCACAGAGGGUCUGUUUCGCCACUCGGGUGCACGUGUCACUUUCCGUUGUGACCCCGGCUUUGAGUUGCGAGGGUUUCGCUCUGCCAUCUGCCUGAGCGAUGGCACCUGGAGUGCGCUUGCUCCACAGUGUGUGCCUGUGGAAAAAGUCUGCACUCUACCACCCAAGCCAGAGCAUGGCGACCACUUUUUGGUGUACGGACCAAAUGAUGUGCUCAUCGCUCUGCAGUACCUGUGCUUCCAACCAUUUGAACUCAGCGGAGCCUCCCAGAGGACCUGCCUUCCUAACAACACCUGGAGUGGGACUGCCCCUGUUUGCACUCAAGUGAAUAACACACUUACUGAAUCAGAAAAAGAAAAAACUGAAGAAAAAGAAAUAUAUAUUUAUAGUGACAAAGAUCUCAGGGAAGAAGUAGAAACAAAUCAGCCAAACUCAACCCAGGAAGAGGAAAAUGUUGGAGAGAAAGACACCGGGCCAGAUCACACUACAACUAUUGAUAAUGAAGAAAAUAACACUGCGGUGGUUCCGAAGAAAAAUGAUACGGAAGAUGGAUUUGAAGGGGAAUUUGAUGGAAGAAAUACUGAAACUGGGAAACCAAACGAGGGUGGAAAAAGCAAAUUUGAUAAGGAUCCAGAGAACGACCUAAACACGGUUGAUGAGAAAGUACCAGCGGCACCGGUGCCGCCCAAACCAAAAGAAGACAGCUCUGACUUAAACACGCAGCAAGAGAAGGACAUCACAAAGAUAGUGGUGAUAAAAGACAAAGGACAAGCAGAAAAGGAGAGAAAAGAUGAACAAGUGAAUGGAAAAAGAGACCCAGCAAAAUUUGGCCCCAACGACACAAAACUGAGGACAGUUUUAUCUGAGGGGGAGAACACUGUGGAGAGCUUUGAACUGGAAAUGAUGAAGAACAGCACACAGGAGUCAAGGAACAAGGAGAAGGAAAAUAACACCAUUGGAUCACCCAUACCGGGGAGGAAGCUCAUCCCCUCUCGGGUCAAUGUCACACAGUUUACACUGUACAGAGCCGGUGAGGACAGUCAUGGUGUGGUUGUUGUUCAAAAUGGUUUAUCAGAAAAAGAAUCCACAGAGACGGCAAAGGAGUUGGAGAAGGACGAAAAGGAAAAAGAGACAGAAAGAGAUGUUAACCAAAGCUUCACAGAAAGCAGCUGCCCUCCUCUGCCUCGCUUGUCCAAUGGUUACCACCAGGUGGUGCCAGAGUUGGAGCCCAAAACAGUAGAGUUCAGGUGUAACCACUCGUAUGCUCUCAGUGGUUCCGUGAGAAGAAGCUGCCAGAAAAAUGGUACCUGGAGUGGCCAACAACCAAUGUGUGUUAGAGCUUGUCGAGAGCCCAAAGUAUCAGAACUGGUCAGACAAAGAGUUUUGGCACCUCAGGUACCAUCCAGGAAAACCCCUGUGCACAAGCUUCUCACAGCUUCACUGGGGCAGCGGCUGCAGUCUGAGGGCCCCACUAAAGCUCCUGAGGUGCUUCCACAAUUGCCCCAGGGCUUCCACAAUCUUUACACACACAUUGAGUAUGAAUGUGUGUCUCAGUACUACCAGCACUCUGGAAGCUCACGCCGCACCUGCUUGAAGACAGGAAAAUGGAGUGGGCGCCAUGUCUCCUGUUCACCAGUGUGUGGGAAGCAUGCAGCCUUUGACCCAGAGAGGCCUGAGGAGGCUCACUGGCCCUGGCUGGCAGCCAUCUACCGUUGCCCCACUAAAAACACAGAGACUAAGGUGACCAAGACAGACGGCAAGACCGAGUCUCCAAAGAAGGGCGGUUGUGGAGGAAGUGACAACCUUAAUCAGGCAUCUGACUGGCAGCUGGUCUGCAGUGCAGCUCUGGUCAACCAGAGGAGCUUGGUGGUUGCAGCUCACUGUGUGACAGAGCUGGGAAAAGUGUAUCCUGUGGAUGCUGCCACAGUCAGCGUGGUGGUGGGAAAGCACUAUCGGGAUGACCACAGGAAGCAAAAAGGUCUCCAGUGGCUCAGGGUGGCUUCCAUUGCUGUGCACCCAAACUACGAUCCCAAUAUUCUUGACUCUGACAUCGCUGUAAUCAAGUUAAUUGACAAAGCAAGGAUUGGAGAAAAAGUCCUGCCGCUCUGCCUGUCAGGGAGCGAGGAGGAGGAGAUGAACUCUGGUCAAGGGCUGGUAACAGGGUGGUCUCCAAUGUCCGACUCCAGUUUAGGCCCUGAAGAGAAGGCAAGGGUCGGGCUGGUUCAUCUUGCUGAUAUAGUCCCAUGUGAGCAGCAGUACGCUCGUAACGGAGUGCCAGUCAGCGUUACAGACAACAUGCUCUGUGCGAGUCAAAGGCCCGACUACAACCCUUCGAACAUAUGUCCUUCCGACACGGGCGGGAUCCUAGUCCUCCCAGAAAUCUCAGAGACUCAGACCAGCAGUAGCCAAAAGUCAUCUCAGGUGGGUAGGGACAGCAAAAGGUUGUGGAGACUGCUGGGGCUGGUGAGCUUUGGCUAUGACCAGGGAGAAUGUGAUCCUGACCUCUACACAGUUUACACACGUGUGGCCAACUUCAAAGACUGGAUUGAAAGCAAUAUGAAAUAAAUAUCCAACACCUCUUUUCCUUCAUGCCUACAUCAGCGACAACAGUUUCCCUCAAGGCAUAAGGGAGCUUUUAUCCGAAUGCAGAAGCAACACUGGGCAGUAGAGUACUUUGUACUGGCUGGCUCAUUCAGAUGAGCUGAGCGAUCACCUUUUCAGUUCAGAGUUCAAAGUUCAGGUUCAAAUGAUCUGAAAGACUUGAAAAUGACCAGAGCAGCAUUCAGCUGAUGAUUCCAGCUGAUGGUGGUUUGGAUUGUACUCAUCUUCAUGUAAAUGUGUUCUAGUGUUAUGAUUUAUUAUUUCAAAUCUCAUGGAAAAAGAGUGUACAUAGUAUAUUGUAAACAUGAAAUGAUGACCUUUAUAAAAAGAAAUUAUUGGUCCGGUAA